UGCUCUUGAGCCAAAAUUGGACCUUUGGGCAUACGACACCAUUCUACCAAGCAUCUAAAUGCGAAUGUGCCUUAUGACAAGCUCAUAUGCAGAAAGACCUCUUUAACGACCGACCGCCUGAAUUUGGCUUCAAUCGUCCAAAUUCCUGUUGUGUAUAGUUGAAAAACCUAUAUGUCGGUCCAUUCCUCAGCACCUCUUCCCAAUCGAGCUGUUAGCAGCCUUCGAUCACGACAACAGCCCAUAGCAGAGUACCAACCUCUGGAUUUCGAUCGUGAAGCAUCUCAAGCAGCAUAUCAAGAGUGUCUGCAUAAUGAAAAUGCUGCCAGUAUCGCCAACUUGGGGGCGAACACAGCCAGGUCUACGUCCACCGCAGUGUCAAACGGCACCAACUUACCCUCCAGCCAGGCAACAAUAUCAGAAAAACAAGCAGGCAUGUCAUCUGCUUCAUCAGACUACAAACCCAAUGAGAAGACCACAAACUUAACCGGAGCUGGAAGGAACUAUCAAGCCCAACCACAAGAGACAGCGGCACCCCUUGAAAAGAGUGGACGACCUUCUAUCGUCUCGCCUGUGGCCGGCUCGUCGGCGCCACCUCUUCCCCCUAGAGAAGCCAUACCGCAGGUGAACAAUAGUGGCCCAACACCAGGCGAUCUAGCGCGCCCUCCUUCUUACCCAGGAAAGAAUCUCCAGACUGUGGACGAGGAAGAUAGAGGGAAAGGAAAAAGGAAAGCUUUGCCUCCGGUGCCUGCGGAUGUACCGACGCAAGAGCCAGCGCCAUGGCAGCCUGACUACAAACCUCAAAUACCAGAGUCUUUGAUUGCCCCCUCUGUCCAACAUGCCUACACAAGCCUCUCAGCCCCGCCUCCUAAUAUUCAACAACGAAACAAACCUCCAGUGAAUAUGCCCCAACCUGUGGGUUACAUGACCGCCUCCGCUGGUGUACCUAGCUCCUCCAAGCCCGCGCCUCGACCUGCCAGUAUAAGGACUGGGAGCCAGACAGGUGGACAGCUCACAGCUGAGCCGGUUACCUUAUCCCCUACUGGCUCUGUGCCCUCUCCGUCUUCCUCUCCACCCCCUCGCCCCCGACCCGAAGCCGAAACUCAAGUGACUAUCAAAGCUCCGGACAAGACCCCCAUCUGGUCUACACAUUAUCUUGACCCCUGUCUACGCUCCACCGUUAUACAUGUGCCGCACCAGAUAUCCAACAUUGCGAAUGUCGCUCUCAGUGGUUUGGCCAGCGGACCAAAAGAAAUGUUUAACACAACUAUCGGUGCUCCGAUAGAUGGGUUGGCCAGGGAGGUCAAGGGGUGGACAAUAGGGGCCGAUGGGAAAUUCUCAACAGAGGAAGGUGGUAUUGAAUUGGGAAUUGGGGUCAUCAGGAGUGGCCGGGUGGAGGGAGAGGGGGGUAAAGAGGGAAAGGAAAAGGGCAAGGAUAAGGGGAGGAAGAUAGCUCGAGUGGAAGUCAACAGCAAAAAGGGAGGCGUCAAAGUUGAUGUUGUUGAGAUUGAUAGGCACAGACAGAUCGAUCUCCGGGUGGAAACAAAGUCGGGCGAUGUUUUGGUCCUGCUUCCCGAAAACUUUCUAGGUCCUAUACACAUCACCUCCCCCCAGUGUCCAACAUAUUUGCCUAUCAUCUCUCCUCUCAUCAAACCCACCGUUAACCCUUACGCCAACUUCUAUACCACGUACAUGGUACCCCUUGCUCUUGCGCGUGAUCCAAAACAUUCGUCCUCCCGAGAGUAUACAACCGCCAAAAACAUUGAGAAAUACGUGCCGAAAUCCUUCAGAGAGGAGAAUGAUAUCCUUGAUCAGGUCACAGGUGGAUACACGAGCCAUGUGAGAAAAUCUUGGAGUAAGCUGAACAUCAAGACCGAAAAAGGGAGGGUUGUUGUAGGUAUGCGGGAGAGUAAAGACGAAGAAGUUGUCAAGGAACUAGGGUUGAGGGUCGGUAGGAUCGACGGUGUCAAGAAGGAUAAGAAAUGGUGGAAGUUGUAGGGAUUAUGAUUUUGGAGAGUUGCGACCUAUCGCCCGUUGGGUUCAUCUUGCAUAUGUAGUUUUGUCCUUGCUCCUCCUGAUGUUGUUGACAUGCUAU
Cryptococcus deneoformans JEC21 is the source of this 2092-nucleotide messenger RNA. RefSeq lists its product as hypothetical. The transcript has 5 exons. Lineage: Eukaryota; Fungi; Basidiomycota; Tremellomycetes; Tremellales; Cryptococcaceae. The record is from RefSeq and is a predicted model, not a curated record. Bases 172 to 1995 code for a protein of 607 amino acids.